AUGGGCAACGUUUCGACAAGGAUAAAAAGGAAAUUGUCCAGGCGGCGCAAAUCGGGAGAGGAUAUUGAAUCAUCGAGUGAAGACUAUCAUGAAACGCAACAAACAGAAGAAACGAAUGGAGAAUCCCCGGCCAUAAAGCAAUCGCUUUAUCGAGUAGGGUCCGUAUCGGAUGAUGACUUGAGGGAAUUGGACCUUGUCAAUAGCAACAGUGGGGAAGGGAGUGAGCGGGAAGGAAGUCAGAGGGCUAGGACAUCGACUUAUGGAAACGUCAGAGAUGCCGCCAUGAUGAAUCUCUCAGCGGUCGAACCAUCCAAACAUGAUCAAAGUGUUCCGAUGGGUGUCAUCGGACUUAAGAAUCUCGGGAAUACCUGUUUCAUCAAUAGUAGUCUGCAAUGUCUCAGCGCGACAAUUCCCUUGACCGAUUACUUUUUGGGCUUUGAUUAUCGUUCCGAAAUCAACAAGGAAAACUUUUUGGGGACGGGUGGGAAACUGGCUACUGCCUAUGCGGAGUUGAUGAAGAAAAUGUGGGUCGGCACCAAUUCGUCGGUUCACCCAGGAGAAUUCAAAUCACAGCUAGGGACCUUUGCACCACAAUUUGAUGGAUAUCGUCAGCAUGAUUCGCAAGAGUUGCUGGCCUUUUUGCUGGAUGGAAUUCACGAAGAUUUGAAUCGGGUAAAGAAUCGACCGUAUAUUGAGGACAAGGAUUGCGACGGGAAGAGUGACGAAAAGGAUGCCAUCGAAUCAUGGAAGAAUUAUCUGCAACGGAACAAGUCUUUGGUGGUAGAUCUAUUCCAAGGACAGCUGAAGAAUACCUGCACAUGCCUGACUUGUGGUCACAAAAAUAUCCGUUUCGAGCCAUUUAUGUAUCUGUCGUUACCGAUUAACAGAAAGUGUCGGUCCAUAGAAGAUUGCAUGAAGAUUUAUUUGCAAGAAGAAACCUUGACGGGGAUGAAUCAAUGGUAUUGUUCCAAAUGCAAAGAACAUCGGGAUGCUACCAAAAAGACUGAUUUUUGGAUCUUGCCUCCAAUAUUGAUUGUUCACUUGAAACGAUUCAAAUAUGAUGAGACGGGACAGGUUGGGUCGAAAAAUGAACAACCCAUUCAGUAUCCAGUGUCACAGUGGGACCUCAAGUCCAAAGUGAAAAGUCGGGGUACGAUAUAUCCGAAAUAUGAUUUAUAUGCAGUGUCGAACCACAUGGGGGGGUUGGGAGGAGGACACUACACAGCGCUUGCUUUGAAUCGAUUUGAUGACCAGUGGUAUGAGUUUAAUGAUAGCUCGUACCGGAGUGUUGAUGCAUCAGUACACCGAGACCAUCACAAGACGGCGUAUGUUCUAUUCUACAACAGAUCAGAAGGGGAUUCCAACAUGCCAUUGAACGAUCGAGCGCCAGUGAUUCGCAGACAGAGUGUCAGUCGACCAGAUCUCUGGCCACAUACUCAAGUGGAUGACCCAAGUCAAAUUAGAGCCUUUAGAAGAUCAAGAGCGUACUCUGGGGAAUACAAGUCGGGAUUGAAAGGAAUGGGAAGUCCAUUACAAUCACCAAAUUCACCUCGCAGAGCCGCCCGUGCUGGUACCAUGUCAAUACCACAGUUGCCGAUAUCACCUGUGUCACCUCGUCGACAAUCUCGGAUUGACAAAUUGUUAGAUGAAGGAGAGGAAAAACCGUCUUCCGAACGGAAGAAAGAACGGAGAAAAUCGCCAAAAGACAAAUCAAAUCGACAACAUUAUCGACGAUCACGAAGUCGUUCUGGAGACUAUAGUCGAAAUUCGAGCCGAUCGGGGUCUGAAGAAAGAGCGUCCAAUAAAUUGCGAAAAGGGAAAAAGAAGAAGGAGAGAUGA
Messenger RNA from Cylindrotheca closterium, 1839 nucleotides. Lineage: Eukaryota; Bacillariophyta; Bacillariophyceae; Bacillariales; Bacillariaceae. The record is from the annotation of a GenBank genome assembly.